Molecule: messenger RNA, 657 nt
Organism: Cyprinodon variegatus (sheepshead minnow)
Lineage: Eukaryota; Metazoa; Chordata; Actinopteri; Cyprinodontiformes; Cyprinodontidae
Product: proline-rich protein 2-like
Exons: 3
Coding region: 1-657 (218 amino acids)
Source: RefSeq, a predicted model, not a curated record
AUGAGUCCGCGGGCUCCACCGGCAGCCAGUCACCCCGAAGUGAAUCCGGCCAUGGGCCCCAGGGAUCCGGGGCCUCAGGGUUGCCCCAACCACCAGGUCCACCCCCAAACCCCGAGCUCCACCAGUGCACCAGCGAGCCCAGGUGCCAGCCAGCGGAGAAGUGACAGCCCCGGCACCGGCAGGCAACCCAGGCCCCUCAGCAGCCCCCCACCAAGACCAUGGACAGGUGGCUCGCUCUUCCUCCAUGCCCCAGACUCCGAGUGGCAGCUGGAGAACAGGGCCCAACAGGCCCUGAGGCACCCCAGCACAGACAGCCGGGCGUACACCGGCCCAGACCCUAAGCAGCAUUCCCCACAGAACCCGAAGCCCCACCGGGGCCCCCGCCCGAGGGCAAUGCGCCCCAGGGAUCCUAGACCCCCGAACCCACCCGGACCCACCCAGCAGCAGCACAGGUACCAGGCCACUAGCCCACGUCUGCCACCACGGAACCCCCCAAGAGCACCACAUGCGGCUGCCGUAGGACCCCCCCGAGGCACCCCAAGCCCCGCCCCGAUGGGGGCAACAGACCCCAGGGCUAGACCCGCCAGGCACCCCGCUCUGAGCGCCCCCCCGCGCCCCAUAGGACGCGCCCCACAGCCCCCCCACUACACUAAGUGA